Sceloporus undulatus (fence lizard) is the source of this 2116-nucleotide messenger RNA. It is a transcript of the gene AIFM1, whose product is annotated as apoptosis inducing factor mitochondria associated 1. Gene Ontology annotation, biological process: mitochondrial respiratory chain complex assembly; apoptotic process. NCBI's taxonomy places the organism in Eukaryota, Metazoa, Chordata, Lepidosauria, Squamata, Phrynosomatidae. Gene Ontology annotation, molecular function: FAD binding; NAD(P)H oxidase H2O2-forming activity; protein dimerization activity. The transcript has 17 exons. Gene Ontology annotation, cellular component: mitochondrion; cytoplasm. The coding region runs from base 36 to 1913 and encodes 625 amino acids. The record is from RefSeq and is a predicted model, not a curated record.
GCGCACGGCGGCCGGGGCCGGAGGAGCACACGCGCAUGCGCAUGCGGGACACCGGCGGAGAGCCCUCAGAAGGAGCCGUCGCCAUAAUGUUCCGCUGCCGCUCGGCCGCCACGUUAAUACGCGCCUUGGGGCCCAAGUCACGGAGCCGAGGAGGCCACUUGUUUCAGCGAUGGAAAGUUCCAUUAGAAGUUCAGCUGAACAGACAAAUGGCUAGCUCUGGUGUUCCGGGGGGCAAAGGCGAAAAGGCUGUCUUUGCUCUCCUUGUGGGCUUGUCCACUUUAGGAGCAGGAGCCUAUGUGUACAAGACCUUGAAGGAAGAUAAAGAACGAUACAAUGAGCGCAUUGCAACAAUUGGUCAACGUCCCUCCCCAGAUGAGAGUUCUUCAUCAGAAGCAGAUUCUGCCUCACAGAGCACAGCAGGCACAGAAGCAGAGGCAGCCACUCGUCCAGAAUACCCAUCCCACGUUCCUUUCCUAUUAAUUGGUGGAGGCACUGCUGCUUUUGCUGCUGCCAGAUCCAUCCGUGCUCGGGAUCCUGGGGCCAGGGUGCUGAUUGUGUCAGGAGACCCUGAACUUCCAUACAUGCGACCUCCACUUUCCAAAGAACUGUGGUUUUCGGAAGACCCUGAUGUCACAGAAUCUCUGCGGUUCAAACAAUGGAAUGGCAAAGAGAGGAGUAUAUACUUCCAGCCGCCUUCUUUCUACGUUUCACCACGUGACCUGUCUUAUAUAGAGAAUGGCGGAGUGUCUGUCCUGACUGGCAGAAAGGUGGUCCACAUGGACGUCAGGGGCAACGUAGUGAAACUCGACAAUGGGACCCAGAUCUCCUAUGACAAGUGCUUAAUUGCUACAGGUGGUUCCCCAAGAAAUCUCCCAGUGAUCGAGAGGGGAGGCAAAGAGGUGCAAGAGAGGCUCACUCUAUUUCGGAAGAUUGAAGAUUUCCGUUCACUAGAGAAAAUUUCUAGAGAAGUCAAAUCAAUCACUAUUAUUGGUGGUGGUUUCCUGGGUAGUGAAUUGGCCUGUGCUUUGGGACGGAAAGCACAGUCGAAAGGUUUAGAGGUGAUCCAGAUGUUUCCAGAGAACGGCAACAUGGGCAAAGUUCUUCCCGAGUACUUGAGUAACUGGACUACCAACAAAGUCAGGCGAGAGGGAGUGAAUGUGAUGCCCAAUGCAGUUGUGAAGUCUGUGUCUCUUGCUGGGAACCGGUUGCUCAUAAAAUUGAAGGAUGGAAGAAAAGUGGAAACAGAUCACAUUGUGGCAGCUGUGGGUUUAGAGCCCAAUGUGGAGUUGGCAAAAUCAGCUGGUCUGGAAGUGGAUUCAGACUUCGGGGGCUUCAGGGUGAAUGCAGAGCUGCAGGCCCGCUCCAAUAUCUGGGUGGCAGGAGAUGCGGCUUGCUUCUAUGACAUCAAGCUAGGCAGGCGGCGUGUAGAGCACCACGAUCAUGCUGUUGUGAGUGGAAGAUUGGCUGGAGAAAACAUGACUGGAGCAGCAAAGCCCUACUGGCACCAGUCUAUGUUCUGGAGUGAUCUGGGCCCAGAUGUUGGCUAUGAAGCGAUUGGCCUUGUGGACAGCAGCUUGCCCACUGUGGGGGUAUUUGCUAAAGCAACAGCAAAGGACACCCCAAAAUCUGCAACAGAAGAGUCAGGUACUGGAAUUUGCUCAGAAAGUGAAACUGAAACAGAAGCAUCUGAGCUCAGAGUCUCAGCUGCCUCACCUUCCAGCCUGCAGGCACCCCAGCAAGGGGAAGACUAUGGGAAAGGAGUCGUUUUCUACCUCAGGGAUAAAGUGGUGGUGGGCAUUGUGUUGUGGAACAUCUUCAACCGGAUGCCAAUUGCUCGAAAGAUCAUUAAGGAUGGGGAAGAGCACACUGACCUCAAUGAAGUUGCCAAGCUCUUUAACAUCCACGAGGAAUGAGCAUCCUGCCCGGGGCUGGGGUGUCAUUUGAAAACUGAAUGUGUGACAGAGAAAGGCUCUUUGUGCGGACUAUGUGUGUGUGUUCAGUUGUGUGACCAGCCUAUCCCACACCACCCUGUGUGUGUGAAUAUUUGUGAAUGUUUGAAAUGGCUCUUGAGCUCUAUUUGCACCAUGAAUUAAACCAGAUUCUGAAUUACAAUUAA